Molecule: messenger RNA, 2972 nt
Organism: Melopsittacus undulatus (budgerigar)
Lineage: Eukaryota; Metazoa; Chordata; Aves; Psittaciformes; Psittaculidae
Product: RH-like protein
Exons: 11
Coding region: 1059-2123 (354 amino acids)
Biological process (GO): ammonium transmembrane transport; ammonium homeostasis
Cellular component (GO): plasma membrane
Molecular function (GO): ammonium channel activity
Source: RefSeq, a predicted model, not a curated record
CCGAGUCACGGCCGCCGCCUCCUGUCAGCGCCUCAGCCGCCGGCUCCAGGCCGGGAUCCCGGCUCUGGGGCUUCCUUCCCCGGGGCCGCUCGGCGGAGCCCCCGCCCCGAGCCCUGUGUGCCCCUUUGGGCUGUGGAGACCGUGAGGAAGCCAAUGGCUGCCCCCGAUCCCGACGGAGGCCGCAAACGCGGCCCCUGCCCGCCCUGAGGCUGCCUGGAGGAGGGGGCCCGGUGCACCCCGGGCCUCUCGUUGCCGCCCGGAGCUGGGCUGGGUGCCCUGCACCCAACGGGCGUCUCCGAACCAGGGUCCUGCGGAGCUGGGUGCUGUGCGCCGGGUGUGGGCCCCGAUAGGGCAUUAAACAGGCUGCACGGACGGCUGCGGCUGAGCUCAGCCCAUGGGGGACGGCCUGUGGGUAGCGCUGCUCUGAUGUGACAGUUGCUUUGUGCUUCACCCGGUCUGAUGUCACCGAUCAUGGGGGAGAAUUGAAGCUGGAGGCUUUUACAGCGUGACGUUUACUGGGAGAUGUAUUUUCUGUAUGUCCCCCGAGGGUUAACACUGUCAGGGGAUUUGGUAACAAGUGCCCUAAGAGCUUAUUGUGUUCAUUUGACUGUGGCAAAAUGAUAGCAGGAGUUUGGGUCAUUCCUGUCCUGGUGUGAGUGAAGGGAAUGAGUCUUGCGGGAGACCAGUGAAGGCUGAUGGGGUCCAUUGCAUUUAUAAACCACACAAAGACAUUGCACCAGCUCAAUCAAUUCCUAAACUGCUGUUUCAGCUGCUCUCGUGUCUGGAGAAAGCUCACCGGGUGCUCUGGUUCUGUCUCCAUUGCCCCCAUGAUCCCAUUAAAAGAAUGAUGAUCAGGACUUUUGUGACACCAGGGCAGCACUUGGCAUGUCCGGCAAACUCCUGGGAACGUUGUUUAGGAGCUCCUGAGAAGGGGGUGGCUGUCUGCCCGUCUGUGUGCGCUGUUACUGUCUCAAAGCCCAGCACGCAAGCACUCCGGUUGAAAUGGCCUCAAGCAGAAAGUCUGAGCUAUCAUCUACGCUUUCCAAGAUGUCAACCUCAUGAUGAUUUUUGGAUUUGGCUUUUUCCUGAUGUCUCUGAAAAGAUAUGGGUUUAGCACCACUGGAUUCAACCUCCUGCUCAUUGUACUUGGUGUCCAGUGCUCCGUGCUGAUAGAUUUAUUAGUUUUACUUCUUCAAAGGCGAAGUAAAUGUCAUAUGGCAAGGCUAAUAGAGGCUACUGUGAGCAUGACUGCUGUGGUCAUCUCCACUGGAGCUGUUCUUGGGAAGGCUAACCCUGUGCAAUUAAUUCUGAUGACAGUUCUGGAGCUAAUAGUUUUCCGUAUGAGCAGAUGGAUGAGCAACACAUUCCUGCUGGUUACAGACAGUAUCAGCAUGAUGCACGUUCACCUGUUUGGAGCCUACUUUGGUCUGGCCGUCUCCGCAUGUUUCUCUGAGCCAUCACCAAGGACUGAUAAGAAUGCAAGAACCCCAAAGUCCGAUUUAUUGUCCAUGUUGGGCACUCUCUUUCUCUGGGUGUUCUGGCCAAGCUUCAAUUCUAUACUAUCUGACAGGAAGUGGAGAGUCAUCUACAACACCUACUUUGGCCUUGCAGUGAGUGCUGUCACUGCCUUUGCCUUGUCUGUUCUGACCACGAAGGAUGGGAAAUUCAGAAUGACUCAUAUCCACAGUGCAGUUCUAGCUGGUGGGGUCGCUGUUGGUCAUGCAGCACACAGUAUCCAGUACCCUUGGAUUGCAAUGGUUUUGGGUCUGCUUGCCAGCGGGAUAGCCAUAUUAGGAUCUUACUGUUCACAGGGAUGCCUGAAUCCUCCUCUCAAGCUUCACGAUACCUCUGGAGUUCAUUUCACUUUCGGCAUGCCUGCUGUGCUUGGAGCUCUCGCCCAGGUCAUUCUCUUAAUAAUAAAAAACUGGAAUAAUUUACCAAGUAUGGGUUAUUUGGUCAUGAUUCAAGUUGGUGCCUUCUGCCUGACCAUCAGUGUCGCUUUGAUAACAGGUCUUAUUGCAGGUUUAAUCUUAAACCUCAGACUGUUUAAGAGCAUCCCUGUAUCCAAGUACUUUGAAGACCAGUUUUAUUGGGAGUUUCCCCAUUUGGCUGUUGGAUUUUGAAUAGAGGAACCCAGAUGAGUGAUUUGACCGAGGCUCAUGAAAGCCAUCCUAAUGGACAUCCAAAAAACCUACUAAUAACUGUACUAGUUAUUCUCGAAAGACAAGAGUGUGAAUUUACAGAUGCAUUAACUGCUUUGUUGGACUUAAGUAUUUUUUGGUACAGAAAAGGUGGCUGCAUUCAUUGCUGUAAUGGCUUAUCAAUCAAAAUGCUUGGAAACCUUACACUAUUUUUAGCUCCCAAAGCCAAAGUAAGUAUUUUAAAGUACAAUUUUUCCAAGUGUCCAUACUCAUUCUUCUCUAGCGAAGCAUUCAAGUACUUGUUUUUAAGCUAAAUUAAUUCUGUUGAAGGCCUUGUUAAGCAGGGAUUUGAUGAGGGAGCUGGAUCAGGGCCAGAACUCUGCAUCCUGCCAGACUGAACUCUUGAGUUAUCUGACAGCUUAAAGAAAAAUCUAUAAUCCCCUGGCUCAAGCUAUCUAUUUGGAAGCUCAGCUGACAAGGAGUGAAACUGUUCUGCUUGUGGCUGGUGCCCGUGUCAGCAGUGGGAUUUACUCAGAUUGGCAGUAAAACUCAGCACAGCCUGUCCAUGUGGGGACAGUGCCCAGAGGGCUGCCCUGAGUGCAGGCAGCAGGGGAGGCCAUGGGGACAGUGCUUGGGCCUGGGUGGUAGCAAUCCCAGGGGUGGUGUAUGUUGGGCUGGUUUACCCUGUGUCAAGCUCAGGCCUGAUGGGGCAAGUGAACCCUUGUGUUUAAAUGGAUUGUGAUCCCUGGUGUGUCUUCUUUGUUCCAAAAUACCUGACACAGAAAAACUUAUUAAAAAUUGCUUAUCUAAUAAAAGAAAAUGACAAUUUGA